This is a messenger RNA of Impatiens glandulifera, 1212 nucleotides long. RefSeq names its product exopolygalacturonase-like. Bases 1 to 1212 code for a protein of 403 amino acids. The record is from RefSeq and is a predicted model, not a curated record. Gene Ontology annotation, molecular function: polygalacturonase activity. Lineage: Eukaryota; Viridiplantae; Streptophyta; Magnoliopsida; Ericales; Balsaminaceae. Gene Ontology annotation, biological process: carbohydrate metabolic process. The transcript is spliced from 4 exons.
AUGAGCUGUAAUAUUAUUAACCGUCGGCCUUUCUUCUUCUCAAUAUUAUUACUAUUGAUUUCCACCGCCGCCGUGUCCGUCUCCGCCGCCGUAAAGCCGAAAACUUUCAACGUGGUCAAGUACGGCGCCGUCGCCAACGGCGUUUCAGACAUUUCUCAAGCUUUUAUGAAGGCUUGGGAAGAAGCUUGUGAAUGGAAAGGAGUUAGUAGGGUUUUGAUUCCCCAUGGUACUUAUAGGUUAAACUCGGUGGUCUUUAGAGGUCCUUGUAAUAAUCUAAUGGUGGUGAUUGUUAAGGGUGUUCUUAGAGCUCCAACGGAUCCUAAUCUAUUCUUUUCCGACCAUUGGAUUAGUUUUAGAUAUCUUAACGGUCUGGUAAUCAAGGGUGGAGGUUCUUUGAAUGCUGAAGGUCCUUCUGCUUGGUCUUAUAAUGAUUGUUCAAGAAACUCUCAAUGCAAGACUCUUCCAACUACCAUGAGGUUGGAUUUUGUGAACUACUCGAGAAUACACCACAUACACUACAUCGACAGCAAAAAUGUUCAUUUGAGCAUUUUUGCUAGCAAUUAUGUAAAUGUAAGUCAUGUCAAAAUUACAGCGCCAGAGCAUAGUCCUAACACAGAUGGUAUCCAUGUUGCCGGUUCCACAAAUAUCGCCAUCCGCAAUUCCGAAAUUGGAACCGGAGACGAUUGCAUCGCCGUCCUCUCUGGUACUGAUGGACUCGACAUCUCAGGCGUCAGUUGUGGGCCCGGCCAUGGUAUAAGCAUCGGAAGCUUGGGUAGGUAUAAAGAAGAUGAGUUUGUGAAGAAUGUUCGAGUUAGGAAUUGCACUCUUACCGGCACACAAAACGGAUUGAGGAUCAAGACGUGGGCACCGUCUCUCGCAAGUCAUGCGUCAGACUUGACCUACCAAAACAUUUUGAUGAAGAAUGUUAGCAACCCUAUCUUCAUUGAUCAACAAUAUUGCCCCUUUGCUCGUUGUGAUAUUUCGGCUAAGUCGUCCGUCCAAAUAAGCAAUGUGAAAUUCUCCAACAUAUGGGGAAUGUCGAACACGAAGGAGGCGGUUAUCUUAAAGUGUAGCGGUUUGGUGCCUUGCAAGAAUGUGAAGCUCGAGAACAUCAAUUUGGCUUAUCAUGGAAGAGGAGGCCCGGCUGUUGCUCAAUGCAAAAACGUUCAUGGUGGUGCAUAUGGAGUCCAGCGCCCUUCCGGUUGCAUGUGA